This is a messenger RNA of Rosa chinensis, 1490 nucleotides long. Its product is annotated as transcription factor bHLH106. The record is from RefSeq and is a predicted model, not a curated record. Gene Ontology annotation, biological process: regulation of DNA-templated transcription. Gene Ontology annotation, molecular function: DNA-binding transcription factor activity; protein dimerization activity. NCBI's taxonomy places the organism in Eukaryota, Viridiplantae, Streptophyta, Magnoliopsida, Rosales, Rosaceae. The transcript is spliced from 2 exons. Bases 556 to 1200 code for a protein of 214 amino acids.
GUCCACCACCUUUGAUUCUGUUCUCUCCGCCGUCGAAGUAAACUAGUCUCGUUAUCAUCACCACCCAUCUUCAACCUUUCACCACAUCUUCGACCUUACAUCAACCAUAUUUGGCCAGUUGCGAGUAAAAAAACAAAUCAACAGCAUGUGAGUCGCUAGAAAAAUGACUUUUGACCAAGAAUUCCUGCACCGAUUCCUUCAACAAUAUUCCCUCGGUCUCCUCUCCAGAAUAUCACCCUUUCAACUUUCAACUCCCGCCUCGGUUCUCGUUUCACCAUCUUUUACCUUAUCACCACAACGUGUCAGUACCACCGGUAAAAAAAAAAGGGCUCAGUAGUACGAACUACGAACUACAUAGAGCCAUUGUGAGACUCUGCCUGCCUUUUUACCUCCCCACUUUAACUCCAACUCCCUCUUCUUCUUCUUCAAACGUACGCUUCCUAGCUCUCAGUACUCUCACACACACUCAGCUUGUUCAUUACAUAAUUAUCUCAGUUCCAUCAUUUCAAUUCAGAAAAUUGUGAAGAAAGAGAGAGAGAGAGAGAGAGAGAGAGAAUGCUUUCUUUCAAUGAGUUGUUGUUGGAGCGAAAAUAUCACAGGGGAUACAACUUCCCCUCCUCCUGGUCGCCGUCGGUGGUCAACAUGAAGGACGGUGCAGAUUCCGUCACGAGCUCAGCUGCUUCCCUGAGCCACAAGGAAGCCGAGAGGCGGCGCAGGCAGCGUAUCAACACCCACCUCUCCACCCUCCGUUCUCUCCUUCCCAGCACCGCCAGAACGGACAAGGCGUCGCUGCUGGCGGAGGUGGUGCAACACGUGAAGGACUUGAAGUGGCGGGCUGAUGAGCUGGCGCGACAGGAGGGAGACUCGUCGCCUUUUCCCGGGGAGUUGGACGAGGCGAGUGUGAGUUACUACGGCGAAGGGCUUUUGAAGGCGACGCUUUGCUGCGAGGAUAGGCCGGGUCUGAACCGGGACUUGGUCCAGGCGAUCCGGUCGGUUCGGGUCACGCCUGUUAAGGCCGAGAUGGUGACGGUCGGUGGAAGGACUAAGAGUGUGGUGGUGAUGAAGCGGACUGGUGGCGGCGGCGGGGAGGAGGAGGUGAAGGAUUUGAAGGUGGCUUUGAAAGCGGUGGUGGAGAAUCGAGCCUUCGGUUCCCGGGUCGGUCUAUUGGGGAAGCGGGCUCGGUUUUACAGGUCGGUUUAGAAAGGAAAGCACAUGUAAUAAUGGGUUGGUGUAUAGAAACAUAACCACGAGUGUGUACGUAGUUUGAAGUUCUUAAUUUAGUCUGUCAAACAAUGUUAGGACUUGGGGGGGGGGGUAAAAGAAUCAAACUGUUUGGAUUAUGUAUUUGAGGGUUUAGGGUUUAGCAAAGAAAAUUUGGGAUGGUGUUAUAUUGGAGUUGGGUUACUUGAUGAAAUUAGAUAGGAGUGGACACUACUUUAUGAAUUAUGUAUGAACUAAUGUAAUCUUGUGUUAACAUAUAUAAAAAUGGU